Diabrotica virgifera virgifera (western corn rootworm) is the source of this 3313-nucleotide messenger RNA. RefSeq names its product zinc finger protein ZFP2-like. Lineage: Eukaryota; Metazoa; Arthropoda; Insecta; Coleoptera; Chrysomelidae. The transcript is spliced from 4 exons. The record is from RefSeq and is a predicted model, not a curated record. Bases 788 to 2374 code for a protein of 528 amino acids. Gene Ontology annotation, cellular component: nucleus.
UUUUCUAUGAUCUGUACACAACCGUACACAACAAUAAUAAACCAUGUUCAGUUUUUUUAUUAACACAACACAAAACUUCUUUCGUUUCGUAACUAAAACAAAACUACACUUUAUCAACGAAGGAUAAGGAACCAACUUAAAUUGAAAUUACUAAGAACAAAUCGUUAAAGAUAAUACAAUAAAAACUGUAAACUAAUGGAAAAUUAUUUCCACUAACUUUCAUUGUCAUUACUUUUGACAGAAUUGACAUUGCCGAGUUAAGCCUCGUUUGAUUAUUUUAUUUGUGACAUUCAGAUAUGGCGUUAACAUAAAUGAUUGGUUAAAGUCUUCGUGAGCGAGAUAGGCUGUCAUUUCUCUUUAUUAGCUGACCGUAGUGAAAGUGAUGGGGGAAAUUCCCCAGUUUGUUCAUAUAAGAUUCCAGGGCAUGGGCGAAUGCGGCCAGCCAGCGCCAGCGGCCACGAUACAACAAGUCACCGGUACCGGCUACCUAUCCACUACCAAAAAACGAAAGUGUUAAAUGUUAAGUGUCAAAGAUGAAAGUCACGUCACAUGUCACUGUCACAACAAAAUCAUUCAAAAUCAAAUUAAAAUUGCCAAGAUUUUGGAAAAUGUAUAAAUUUUGCUAAUUUUAAAGUGUGUGUUUUUACCAGUGGUUUUUAAAGAAUUUACUAAUAAACAUAAUUGAUAUUUAUUUUCUGCUUUGUUUAUUACGAUUAAGACAAUUACGAACGACUUUCAAAUAUCACAAAUAUUUGAUUUGAAGAAGGAAGCAGAAGAUAAUUCAGGUAUGGAAGUAAAAACUGAAAUUAAAGAAGAGUUUAUGGAAGGUGACCUUAGAGAUGUAGACAGUCAGUUAUCCUCAUCCACAAAUCUUGGAGAUUUGAAAAAUGAACCAGAAGACAAUACAGCUAUGGAAAUAAAGGCUGAAAUUAAGGAAGGAAUUGUUGAAGGUGGUCCCCCUAUAGAGAGUCGGUUAUCCACAUCAACAUAUCUUGAGGAUCUGAAGAAUGAAUCUGCAGAUAACUCAGGCCCUCUUGGAGAUAACACAUUGGAAAUUAUCGAAACAUCAUCCCUACAUACAUGUAACAAAGAAUGUGUGAUUCAACCAGAUGAAGAAAAAAAAUGUGAAAUUUGUAUUAAGCAACUUGGUCAUAAAAGUUCUUUAAACAAACCUAUGAAAAUACCUACUGUAAAAAAACCUUAUAAGUGUGAAAUUUGUUUUAAGCAGUUUAAGGUUGCAAGCAGUUUCAAAAGACACUUAAGAACACACACUGGAGAAAAGCUUCAUAAGUGUGAAAUUUGUUUGAAGCAGUUCACUCGUGCAGGCACGUUAAAAGAACACGUCAGGAUACACACUGGAGAAAAGCCUUACAAGUGUGAAAUUUGUUUUAAACAAUUUAGUGAAUCAGGAAAUUUGAAAAUGCACUUAAGAACACACACUGGAGAAAAGCCUUACAAGUGUGAAAUUUGUUUUAAGCAAUUUAGUCAUGCAGGCAGUUUGAAAAUACACUUACGAAUGCACACUGGAGAAAAGCCUUAUAAGUGUGAAAUUUGUUUAAAGCAAUUUACUCGUGCAGGCAGAUUAACAGAACACUCCAAAAGGCACACUGGAGAAAAUCCUAAGUGUGAAAUUUGUUUUAAGCAAUUUAGUGAAGCAUGCAAAUUGAAAAUACACUUACGAACACACACUGGAGAAAAGCCUUACAAGUGUGAAAUUUGUUUUGAGCAAUUUAUUGAAUCAGUCAGAUUAAAAGAACACUUAAGAAUGCACACUGGAGAAAUGCCUUUUAAGUGUGAAAUUUGUUUUAAGCAAUUUAAUCAUGCAAUCAGAUUAAAAGAGCACUUAAGAAUGCAUACUGGAGAAAAGCCUUAUAAGUGUGAAAUUUGUUUUAAGCAAUUUAGUCAUGGAGGCAGUUUGAAAAUACACUUACGAAUGCACUCUGGAGAAAAGCCUUACAGAUGUGAAAUUUGUUUUAAGCAAUUUACUCAUGCAAGCAGAUUAACAGAACACUUCAGAAUGCACACUGGAGAAAAGCCUUAUAAGUGUGACAUUUGUUUUAAGCACUUCGGUGAAGCAAGCAAAUUAAAAAAACACUUAAGAACACACACUGGAGAAAAGCCAUACAAGUGUGAAAUUUGUUUUAAGCAAUUUAGCCAAGCAAGCAGUUUAAAAAGUCACGUAAGAAUUCACACUGGAGAAACGCCUUACAAGUGUGAAACGUGUUUAAAGCAAUUUAGUGAUGCUGGCAAUUUCAAAGUACACUUAAGAACACACACUGGAGAAAAGCCUUAUAAGUGUGAAAUUUGUUUUAAGCAAUUUACUCGUGCAGGGAGAUUAAAAGAACACUCCAGAAUGCACACUGAAGAUACGUGAGAAAAUCUUUACAAAUGUAAAAUUUGUUUUUAAGUAAUUUAGUGAAGCAGGAAAUUUGAAAAGACACGAACAGACAAGGCAGAUAAGGCGUAAAAGUGUGAAAGGACACCGCACACAUCUUAUGGAAAAUAUAAUGUCACUCAAAAGAAAUAAAAUUUACAUGAAUAAAUUGGUCUCAAAAUUUCAACUAUUAUUUUAUACCAUUGCGCCAACUCUGAAUUUUGCUUAAUUAUGGCGUUAAUUGUAAUUAAAGUUUAUCGAAAUCGCAUUUAAGUUCAUAAAACUGUCAUUCGUAAAUAAUAUUAGGCUAACGUCUAUUGAAAACAGCCUACCCACCAUUAGCUUAAGCCGAUUAGAGGCUGUACAACUGACCAAAUUAUACUUGCUUUAUUAUCAAUAAUAAUAGGAUAAGAGUAAGUCUGCCUUAAUCCCUUAGAAAGAUUUAUGGAGUAAGCGAUUUACAAAAUCUUUUUUCUCUCUUUGACACACAUACAUUCCCAUUUGAUUUUAGAUUUAUUUUUAUCAAUUUACGCUCUUAUUAUUCAAAAUACAGAGUUGGCGCAAUUAUAUGAAAUUAGCGUAAUUUCAAGACCAAUCUAUUCAUGUACAUUUUAUUUCAUUUGAGUGACAUUAUAUUUUCCACAAGAUGUGUACGGUGUCCUUUGUUUUAAGCAAUUUAGCAGGGUUGGCAGGUUUAAACCAACAUGCUUUAAACCUUGGGUUAAACCAACUGGUCUUUUUAAGAAAAAACGUGGUUAUUUAUUGAUCCUCCAAACUGGUGUUUUUAAUACAGCUGUCGCAAAUGAAGAAAAUUAAGAUAAAUAAAUUCUAUUGUUUUACUUUCGAACUUAGUUAUUUUGAAUAUUAUUACGUUUAAGAUGUUUUUUUUUUGUUGUAUUAAUUUUUUGUGUGUGUAAAUAAAAAUAAAAGUUGUCUUAA